Messenger RNA from Diatraea saccharalis (sugarcane borer), 4200 nucleotides. The record is from the annotation of a GenBank genome assembly. NCBI's taxonomy places the organism in Eukaryota, Metazoa, Arthropoda, Insecta, Lepidoptera, Crambidae.
AUGGAAAACGAAGUGAAGCAGCGCAAUCAGAGAAACAGGCGAAGGGAGCGGGCCCAGCGCAUGCAAGCACAGCGAGAGAGCAAAGUUAAGGAUGGGGACAGCGGCGAGGACGAGUCUCCGGCUAGAGAGAAGCCUCCUCGUCCUCCAGCCAGGAGAAAGAAGUCGCGGGAGCCGCUGGGGGAAGAGGAUAUCAUUGAUGGAUUCGCCAUAAUGGCAUUUCGCACCUAUGAAGAUCUAGAGGCUGCUGUAAAAUGUGCUUCCUCACCUCGCACUAAUGCGCUGUCUACAAAACCGCGGCUACCGCUAGCGGCGUUGGCAGCGGACGCAGCGCGGAAUCACCCGCCCAACAACGUCAACUCUCAUGGUAUUACGCUGCUUCAAGACGCUGGCACGUCGGAUGACAGUGGACGGGCGUCAGAACGACUUACAGGGAGUUCAGUCGCACCUCGCGAUCCAGAUUCCUCCCGCGAUCGCCUUAGUGACGCCAGUAGCCGCUGUAGUUCCGGAAAAGGCUAUAUCUGUGAUAGUGAAGGCGACGACGAUAAGGCAAGUCCAGAAAGUAGUAGAAAUGCCUCACCAAGAUAUAACGAUGUAUCAAUGGAUGAUGCAUCAGACGCAGGCUCUCUGUUUCGGGUGACGGGCGCGGGUGCUGGUGGUGGCGGUGGUGGCAAAAAUGAGUUAGUGGCGCGGGGCGGCAGCGGUGGCGCGCUGGCAUUGUCUCGCGCUCCCGUCGGCGGCAGCGCCAGCCCCGCGCCCGCGCCUCUCCCUCAACCUGCGCCCUCGCCCGCGCCCGCCGCGCUGCCGCCGCCCGCACUUCCACCACCGCCGUUCAGAGCAGACACACCGCACAGAAAUAACGGCGCUCACAUACCUACUCUCGACGGUCACGCCGCUACUCAAAUACCGGCUCGACCCGUCGGUGCCGCUGGACCAGACACUCCCGAGCGACCUGCUAGCAAUAACAAAUUACAACCGGGCGCUCGAGCUGCCGCCGACAGCCCGACGCCCGCGCCACCAGCGCCUCCCGCGCCUUCCCCGCUCUUCCCGUCGCACUCCGCCUAUCAAUCUCACGCCGCUGCUGCGUUGCCAGACUACCGUCAUACGAAUCACGAAACGCGGACUGAACAGCCGGAACAACCGCCGGCACCGCUCGACUUGCAUGCGCACCACGCACCGCGACCGCCGCCCGCGACUCCGCCCUCUACUCAGCCUUCACACCCUAGUCUCCCUGGUCGAGUGCCGCACCCCACGAUACCUGGCCAUGACGUACGAAACGUUCCGACGCCUGCUCAGAAUCACUCCUCCGUUCCUACCUCGUACCCGAGUCGCGUAAACGGUGUGCCACCAAGUGUCACGCCACACUCGACGCCAUCUACGAAUGCCAAUUGUCUUCCGAGUCAAACAUUAGCCGGUCGGCCCGCUUCCCCAGCCGCACCGACAUCUCGCCCCUACCCCGUUCCGUCGAUUGGGUCUAGUCAUAUAAACACAAGUAUAAGUUCCAGUAUUCACAUGCCCUAUCAGACUCAACCAAGUUUACAGAAACAUUCCGUUCCAUCAGCAUACGCGAAUAGACCUCCACAUCUCGCCCCAUUUAGUGUGAGCAAUCACCUUACUUCAAAUCACAUUAUGACCUCUUCGUCGAGUCAGUCGUUAACGCCACUAGGCCAUCCACUAAACAGCCAUUCCGUUAUGAAUCACACAAGUCAUCUUUCCUUAAGUAAUAGUAGUCCAUUAACGGCGACAUCCACUCCGAAUCAUAUCGGCCCGCCGCUCUCUUUAUCUUCGACAACGAGCACAAUAUCGAGUUUCCCAACUAGCCUUAAACAUCCUGGUCUCAGUUUGCCUCCACAUCCGGUUCCUUUAGGCCCGCCUGUGUCGUUACAUGCGCCGAUAAAUCACGUGGAAACGUCGCUGGCUACUAGUGUAGCUCCAGGAAUAGCUGUAACUAGUAGUAGUAACCAUGCGCUUGCGCCACCGGUAGUGGAUUCAAGGCAAACUGUGGUAUCAUCAAGCGAGUUGCCCUCACGGACUGAAAGCCCUGCGGUGACAUCGCUUGCCUGCCCUGUAUACUCUGGGACCACCUACCCGCCACUAUAUGCGCCGUACGCAACUACCCUGCAACAUAGCCCUUACCUGCCACCGGCAGCGGCAUCACCUAGGAAUUCUACAGAUACGAGAACAAGUCUUUCUGCAUCGCCGUUAGUGGCACCGAAAACACCUAAAGGUGUGAGGCCACAUACGCCCGGUUCGACUGGUGCGGCAGGUUCGGCACCACCUCAUGCUCCACUCUCAUACUCUCCACGAGGACAUAGUCCUAAUAGGGAAAGAGAAAGCUUCAGCAGCAACAUCAGUAGUCUGUCUCGCAGCACGCCGGCUUCAGCAGCGAGUGCGCCGGUGACGGGACCACUGGCACCGUCACUCGUCGCACCGCUCGCUGCACCCCUAGCGGCUCCGCUCGCGACAGGUCUUAGUGCGCCAUUAACUGCCCCAUUGGUCCCACCACUGGGCGCCCCAUUAGCCGCUCCCACUCCCACGCCCGCUGCGCCCACGCCCACACAUCUCACGCACUCGCUCGCGCCCGUGCCCACUGUGCCUAGCAUCAGCUCCAGCGCUAAACCGCCCGCCCACUGGGGGGUAACCAGACCUACGGGGUCGGAUCGUGUCAGCGGAUUCGCACCAGCGCCGCCUCUCUUUGGGGCACCUCUCGCGCCACCUAAUCCUAAUCCUUUUUCAGCCGAAUCACUCUUCCAAUCUAGUCGCAUUUCAGGUCCCGGUGCGGACUUGCUGAGGCGCGAGCUCGACAACCGGUUUCUGGCGGCGGCGGGCGCGCGCACUGAACUUCACCACCACCAGCACCAGCACACGCACGUGCACCAGCACCCGCCGCACGCGCCCCACCCGCCCCACGCGCCCCAUCCGCCCCACGCGCCCCACGCGCCGCCCCAUCAUCCGCACCAACUGCUGGUGCCGCACGCCCCACUAUUCAAAGAUGUUAGCAAAAUGUCAUCACUAUACCGCAGUGGACUUGGACUAGGCUACCCAUAUUCAUCCAGUCUGCUACAUCCCACGGGUCCUUACGUACCUCCUGCGCCACUUACCACCUAUGCUCCGAAGCCCGUAGUGUCAGCCGCAAGCGACCCUGCCACUAAACCAUCACCACGUCCCGCUGUCGCGAAAACCGGGAAAUGGAACGCUAUGCACGUAAGGAUCGCGUGGGAGAUCUACAACCAUCAGCAGAAAGAGAAGUCUGGCGGAAGCACGGUACCGCCGGGCGCGGCCGCCGCCGCCGCCGCCGCCGCUGCCGCAGACAAGGACAAGAUGCGGGCGUUCCCCGCGCCCGCGCCGCCCCCGCCCGCCGCCUACCGCUCACCUUACGACCUACCGCCACCGUACCUGCCGCACCACCCGCACCUAGGUACCGUCCGAUACGACGAUGCCCGCAACGCCGCACUCGUCAGCGCACCUCUAGUCGCGCCCACUGACCGAGGCUUGCGGGUUUCAGGCGUCUCGCCGUUCGGACGGUACGGCGCCGGCGCCUUCCCCGGGGCGCCGACCGCCUUCGGCCUCUCCGCCUACGGGCGCGAGUUCGCGCUCUCCUCUUCGCUCCACGGCGUGCAUCACGCCCCGCCGCUAGGAUCGCUGCACGACGCCUGGCGCGGGGUCCGCCCUCCCGUCUCCGCGGCGGCCGACGUGCGACGCGAGCACGAGGAACGGGAGCGCGCGCGACGCGAACGCGAGGAACGCGAACGCCGCGAACGGGAGGACCGCGAACGACGCAAAGCUCGGGAGCGGGAUCUCGAGCGGGUCCGCACACGAUCGCCGCUCCGAAACGGAACCGUAGACGCACCCAAGGAAGAGCGGAAAGAACCGCCGAGACCCCCGCCGCCGACGUUGUCCGCGUACCCGCCGCCCCCGGCGCCGUGGGAUCCGUACAGACCGUUCGACCCGCUACAGCACAUGCGGUUCGCGCCCCUGGUGGAGGCGGCCAUCCGGGCGGAGGAGGACCGCGCCAAGAUGCUGAGUGCGUACGCGCACCAUCAGCAGUUGAAAUCGAGCCCGCUGCUGCACCGCGCGUUGCCGCCGCACGGGCCCCUGCCGCCGCUGGGCGCGCACGCCCCGCUGGCCCCGCUGGCACCGCCGCUGGCCCCCCUGGCGCCCUUGGCGCCGCUCGACCUGCUCAAAAAGGAGGAGCCGCGAUGA